Messenger RNA from Osmerus eperlanus (European smelt), 2414 nucleotides. RefSeq names its product monooxygenase, DBH-like 1, like (gene moxd1l). The transcript is spliced from 13 exons. Bases 187 to 1995 code for a protein of 602 amino acids. The record is from RefSeq and is a predicted model, not a curated record. Gene Ontology annotation, molecular function: copper ion binding; dopamine beta-monooxygenase activity. Lineage: Eukaryota; Metazoa; Chordata; Actinopteri; Osmeriformes; Osmeridae.
UUUCAGAAGGGCAUCGAAUUUGCACCAGCGUUUGUUACCUCAUUGCAAUAUUGACAGGAAUAUGUGUGUGAACCCGUCUGUCAUUUAAGUCCUGGACACAGAGGUUCCAAGCUUUGGGGCGAUACCUGAGGUCUCUCUCCGAUCCAGCUUCCUCUUCUCCUCUGCUCCUCCUGGCGUGGAAAUAGGAUGGCGCAGCUCCCCGCACUCUUCCUCCUCCUGUCCCUGCUCUCAAGCCGACCUCCAGGGAUGGAGGGGCAGGUGACGGACUAUGCCUUGCCCUUCAUGGAGCACCUUGACGGGGCCGGCCAGGUCACCCUGAAGUGGGGGUUCAGUGAUGUGUUUCAAGAUAUCACCUUCCAGCUGUCUGUCAACACCACUGGCUGGGUGGGCUUCGGGUUGAGUCCCAAAGGAAACAUGAUUGGGGCAGACAUUGUCAUCGGGGGAGUUGGAUCGAAUGGCACCUACUUCAAGGAUCGUCACGGCAUAGGGACCUUUCUCCCCCCAGUGGACGAGGAACAGAGUUACACUCUGCUGUCUCUGACUGAGCUGGAUGGACAGACCUCUAUGACCUUCAGUAGGUCCAUUCAAACUUGUGACAAAGACGACGUUCCCAUCACUGCGAGCCCCAUCAAACUGAUCUAUGCGUAUGGGACCACAGAUGAGAUCAAAUACCACUCGUCCCGCAGAGGAACCAAGGAGCUCAACCUGCUGAGGUACACACUCAGAACCAGCCCGCCGCUCGACAACUACCUGAGCUUCACUGUGGAGAAUGUCACUGUCCCUCCUGUUGUAACGUACUAUCACUGCAAGGUGAUGAAGACUCACAUCAAUGGGAAACACCAUAUCUAUCGGAUGGAACCUGUUAUUGAGAACCUGGAUCUGGUGCACCACAUACUGGUGUAUCGCUGUCCCUCCACCAUGAAUCAGACCUCCGAGGGUCCAUGCUAUAGUGGUGAUGGUGUCGAGGAAUGCUUCAGUAUGAUUCACGGCUGGGCAGUUGGAGGAGGGCCAUUUGAGCUUCCGGAAAAUGCAGGUAUGUCCAUUGGAGGAGCGAAAGACAGCCAUUUCUACAGGAUUGAAAUUCACUACAACAAUCCCACCAAGGCUGCAGGUCGAAGGGAUAACUCAGGUAUGAGACUGUACUACACCAGCCAGCUCAGGGAGCAUGAUGUGGGCUUGCUCACAACGGGGCUGUUGGUGGCUCCCUCUGGAGGCUAUGCCAUCCCCCCCCAUGCCACAGACUUUCAAACCUAUGGAUUUUGCAACACCUCAGACUUUUCGAAGCUCCUGGAUGGCCCUGCCCCAGACCUCAAUGUGUUUUCAGUGAUAUUGCACACUCAUCUGGCCGGGAGGAAGAUUAGAGUCGGGCACUUCAGGGGUGGGAAGCAGGUGGACUUCCUGGGUUUGGAUGAGAAUUACAGUUUUGAUUAUCAAGAGGUCUACAAUCUGGGGGAAGUCAAGACCAUCAAGCCGGGUGAUGAAAUUCUGGUGGAAUGUACCUACAACACUGAAAAUCGCACAAGACCUACAUGGGGAGGUUUGGGCACCACAAAUGAGAUGUGUCUAGCAUUCCUGUACUACUACCCUGCCAUCGACAUAAGCAACUGCUGGAGCCACCCUAACAUGCAACUCCUGGCAGCCACAAAGAACGAAACACUUCAACAAUUGGUUGAUGAUUUGAGUACCACAAAUUGGACUAAAGAGGCUAUCACUAAACACAAGGCCUUGAUGAAGACAAUUCCUCAAUAUGAAGUUCUCAAUGAUAUCUAUAAUAACUACACCGUCACCAAUGGGAUUAUGGUGCGGGAUAUGAUGAAAACAGCCACAGCAAGUUGCAAUAGGGAUUUGGUUACAACAUCUCCCACUGCAUCGAACAUCUCCCUGUAUUACACCCACUUUGAUGUAACGUACGAAAAUGUGUCCUACAGAGAUAGAGGUUCUUGGGUCAUGUGCUCAGCCGGAUGCCUUCUUCUUCUUCUGUGUACAAAGCUAUGAUGGGAAACCCUCCAUGCUGAGUAUGGUGACAUUGUCCACAGACACAUUUCACUUGUGGCCAGUGUUGUGGUUCUGUCACUAUUGAACAGGAUUCCAAUCCAGGCCAAGGCCCAACUGAUCCUUACCCGGUUUCCAAGUAGAGUAUGUAGCUUAAACGUUCAUAACCACAUACCAUGAUGUCUCAGCAACAUUCACUUAAUCUGGUUACAAACUUUCUCUCAGUGGCCCUCUAGUUGAUGGGUUGUUCUUUGGCACUAUGAUUCAGACAGGCUGCACAAUAGAUCUGUUAAACUGUGAUUUAUUACAGGGACAGAAUAAUCAUUAGCCUAGAGCUUACAGUAUUUAAUAAAAUUCAUAUUAAAGUUCAUACAAUUUCUAAUUUCUAAUCAUACUUGAAACCAAUGUUUGUGUAGCCUAUG